GUUAAGCUUUCAAACUUCUCCGCUUUGAAGAUGGUGAGCGCCGUUUUUGGUUUGGUUGCUGUGUUGAGCUUUCUCGCUUUGCAGGGUGUGCUCGAUGGAUAUCACAGAGCAAUGAACGAGGUGUUUGAGCGGUAUGGAUCGUUUGCAGCUCGUCGUCCGGCUGUUCCGCUCAUAAUUGGACUCGUCCUGCUUGGAGGAAUUUCUUUUGGUCUUUUUAAUGUGAAGAAGGAAGCCGAUCUGGAAAAGCUAUGGGUUGAGCAAAACUCUCGCGUCGUGGAAGAGAAAGAGUUUUUCGAUUCGAGGUUCUCUUGUUUGAAUUUCGUUCGUAUAAAUGUAACGUUGUCUGGUUUCAGUUUCGGAGGUAUUUCUCGGCUCGAGGCAGUCACAAUCACACCACGGGAUGGCAAGGAUUACAACUUGGUCCAUGCGAUGGACGCUCUUAAGUCAUCCAUUACUCCUCUCUAUGACAACUUGACCAUGACAAGAACGAUAAACGGAAAGACAUAUAACUUCCGCGAGAACGAUUUCUGUGAGAGGCCUGUUGUGCCGGAUUACAUAAAGUCUGGUACAGACCCUUUGAAGAACAAAAACUUCAUUUCAUGGGGAUACUCAAAAUAUGCAAAUUGUGCCUUAGAGGCGCUGAAUGCUCCUCCUGAACUGCGUUUACCCGAUGGAUGGGGUAUAGACUGGCUUCCUUGUCUGAAACUAUCGGCAUUAGACUGUUUUAAAGAAGGAGGCGAUUUUGACUAUCCACCAGCGUUAAAACUACUUGAACAAGAAGCUCUCUCCGGGUUACGCAUCGCUCAAAUUGCUGUCAUCCCUAACGGAAACUGUCAAACGGAAGUUCGCCGUAACUACACAGCUCUAAACAUCGAUGAAAACACCGUCAAUGAGCUUGUCCAGGGAGUUACUGGUUUGUCUCGGCUUCUUUUGACAUGGGGAUACAGCUGGAGAAAAUCAUACGCAGGCAUGACCAAUCAGCAAGUUCUAGAUCACAUAAAUGCUGCUCUGCGAUUUGGAAAGUCUGCUGAUCCGAAUCCGACAAAUCCUCAGAUUGUGGACUGCCUCUCUGGAACGCAACCGUGCUGCAUGACAUGGUUUGGAGCACACAGCCCAACUCUAACGUCAUUGGGUAGUCUGAAGUACGAUGCUUCUGGGAACAUCACCGAGAUCAAAGGAUUAAGAUGGGCCGGAAACAAUUUCCAUCAAAGGCAUCCGGUCUGGGAAUCGUACAUCUCUAAUUUACUAGGUACAAGUUUUCAAGAAAAACAGAGGGAGCAGCUUACUAAAGACUGGGAAGCUCAUAUGAUCAACGAACUGGACCCUCUACGACAGCACCAACCAAGUACAAUAUUUGGCGACAAAAAUAUUUAUGGUGACCUGCAGCUAGAGUUCAACAUGUGGAGGUCGUCGGAAGACAUAAUCUCGGAUGCCAAUAAAACACCAGUGUGGCAGAUAGUUCUUAGCGGCAUUCUUGUCUCGAUAUACUCAUUUCUGGCUUUUGUCAACUUCAAGGAUCCUGUACACUCGUUUACAUGGCUGGCUCUCACCGGAAUGGUUGUAGUUUCACUUGCUGUUAUUGCUGGGUUUGGGUUUAGCGCUGCUAUUGGAAUCAAGCUAACCCCGUUGGCCGGUUCUGUGGUACCUUUCCUUACACUGGGACUGGGCAUAGAUGAUGUUUUCGUGCUAGUGAGCGUACUUCGUAAUUACUUAAAAGAUCCAUCACUCAAAGACAUAACUUCAAAAGUACCUGAAGCAGAGAUGAGAAUGACAACUGCUCUCGCGGGUCCAUCGGUGGUGUUAACAACGUUUUCUGUUCUUGCUUCAUUCUUCAUUUCUUCACUUAGUCCAAUGCCAAUCGUGAGGUGGUUUUGCUGGCAAAUGGGGAUCACAGCAACACUUCAUACUCUAGGAAUGCUUUUGAUAUUUAUACCGAUAAUGGCAAUCGAUGCCAGACGAGUGAAGGCCAAUGUUUGUGAUCCUUACCUUUGGCUGCUUUGCGGGAUUCGAAAGAAGGAAAAUCUAGAAGGGCCGCUUGCGUCAAAGGACUCCCCUGGAAAUUUCAGUGGACAUGUCACUGGAACAUCCUUCGUAUCGCGAGCUGUUGCAAAGUACUAUGCUCCUCUAUUUGAAAAUAAUCUGUUCAAGGUCGUUGUGCUUGUAUUGUUCUCAGCAUUACUCGCUGUGACAACUUACCUGGGCUUUGAAAAAGUCGAGCACGGGUUAUUACUAUCCGAUAUAACUCUGAAAGGCUCGUACCAGAACACAUUUGCGGUCGUAACAGAGGGAAAAUUCUUAAGCUACCAAAUUAACUAUGUGACGCGAGAUAUUGAUUUUGCGAGGAACCAGGAAAAUCUUCUUAAGAUAUACGAGACAAUGCAAAGCAACUUGUCAUACUGGACUCCUCCACAACCCAGGGUUCUAGAAGCGUCAGUAUUGGGAAACAUUAUGGUUUACACGGCUAAUUCUAGACCCGAUAUAAAAACAGUUCCUGUGAAUGUCUCCGGGAUUCCGCUAUUUACUAUCCCUGUCGACGUUUUCGAUCAGACUCAGCAAGCCUGGUCAUCGACGCCCAUAGGUAUUUUUUCACUGCCCGAUUACUACUGCGAGGACAAGACUACAAAAGAACAUUUGGAUUGUUUCACUACCACAUUCAAACCAAAUCUUCGAGUUGCGGCUACAAAGACAUCUAUUUUUAUAGAGCACUUGGGUGCCGAGACGGAACCAAAUCUUCGUAUGAUCAGACAGACCAGAAAAAUAGCUGACCAGAUGAAUGCCGAGAUCGGUGAAAAUGUUGCCUACGUGUACGGGUAUCCGUUCCUUUUCUUUGAACAGUAUCUUCACAGCAGCCGAAACUUGUACAUUGUGGUGGGCUUCGCGUUACUUGGAGUAUUUGUGGCCGUUCUCAUUUUCCAGUUCAGCAUCGUGAUCUCGUUCCUUAUCGUGAUUGUGCUGCUCAUGGUGGACUUGGAAGUGUACGGCUUUAUCUACGUUAUCGGUGCAAAACUUAACUCCCUCUCGCUCGUUAACCUUGGCAUAGUUAUUGGAAUGGCGGCCGAACUCACGUACCUUGCUCGAGCAUUCCUGAUGGUGGAGGGAACCAGGAACUACCGCGUUGGGAAGGCACUCGAGUGGACUCUGGAACCCCUGCUCCAUGGUUUCGGAACUCAAGUGGUCGCGACUCUACCGCUCGUCUUUCUCAAGUACCACGCAUUCCGAAUCUACUACUUCGCAAUGUUCGCAGUCAUGGGCGUGCUUAGCUUCCUCAACGGCUUUGUGCUACUCCCGGUGCUUCUCUCGUGGUUUGGACCUCCAGCCCUGCCCAGCCACAUCCCUGUUGCCAGCACGCACGGGUUCUCGCACGUCGACGAAGAUCAAAAGGGCGACAAAGAGAUGGUAGAAACGGAGCCUGCACAGGACAUGGACCUGCGCCCCUAGUGUUGCUAUAAAAAAAAAAGCUCACUAGGAAAGAACUUCAUGCCUUGGAUAUGCUGCUG
Molecule: messenger RNA, 3497 nt
Organism: Selaginella moellendorffii
Lineage: Eukaryota; Viridiplantae; Streptophyta; Lycopodiopsida; Selaginellales; Selaginellaceae
Product: protein patched homolog 2-like
Exons: 25
Coding region: 31-3438 (1135 amino acids)
Cellular component (GO): plasma membrane
Source: RefSeq, a predicted model, not a curated record